AUGGCACGAUUCACUAGGAAACAACUUCUUAAAGCUUAUGCUUUGGACUGGGUCCUUUGUGUUGUUUUUCUUGUCACGUUCUAUGGAGUAGACCAAUUUGAACCAUAUCAUCGAUCCUUUUCUUUGGAAGAUAAAACGAUUCAGUUUCCUUUUGCCGUAAAAGAAAGAGUACCAAUGUGGUUAUGCGGCGUUAUUGUGGUUGUGAUACCAUUUAUUAUCAUGACUUUUGUGGCUCUUGUAAUUAAAAAAAAUAUGCACGAUUGGCAUCAUGCUUCUCUAGGGUUAUUAACAGGUCUUACACUGACGCUCAUGGUUACUGCGGUAUUUAAGAAUACAGUCGGUCGACCAAGGCCUGAUUUUAUCGAUAGAUGCCAACCAAUUGCCGGUGCAGCCGAUCCUCCUGUUUAUGGGUUGAGUAAUUCUUCGGUAUGUACUAGAACGGACUUAUUACAUGAUGGAUUCAAAAGUUUCUUAUCCGGACACGCCUCAACUUCGUUUGCUGGCAUGGGAUUCUUGUCUUUAUACCUUGCUGGAAAAUUACAUGUAUUUGACCAAAAAGGUUACACGUAUAAAGGAUUCGUCGUUGUUUCACCUUUGGUCAUAGCGAUCCUUAUUGCUAUCUCACGUACCGAAGAUUAUCGUCAUCAUUGGCAUGACGUCUUUGCUGGAAGUUUAGUUGGAUUCCUUUUAUCAUACUUUGCAUAUCAUCAAUAUUAUCCAUCUUUACAAUCGGCGAUAUCAGAUAAACCCUUUACAAUUAGAUUAAUAAAAUCGAAACCGGAAUAUAAAGCCAAAUUUACAUUUUCUGAUUCUUCGAAAUUUGAAAUUACGAUAGCUAAGGGUGAUAAAACGUUGGUUGAUGAUAGCAAAACUUUAUUACCGGCCGAUGAUGUUAGUAUCGAAACCAGUGGUACUACGGAUCAACAACCAGUUGAUGAUUCAAUAGUUUCAAUAUCCGAUGAUUUACUUGCUAUGCAAAAUUGUAAUAUAAUGAAUUUACCUGAAAAUUAUCAAAUGAAAUAUUAUUUUUAUCAUGCAUUGUCUUGGCCGCAAUUAUCAUUCGUCGCCGAAGAUCAUAAAGGAAGAAUUGUUGGUUAUGUACUAGCCAAGAUGGAAGAAGAUCCGGAAGAAGCACCGCAUGGUCAUAUUACAUCUCUAUCAGUAAUGAGGACAUAUCGUAGAUUGGGUGUCGCGGAGAAAUUAAUGACACAAGCUCAGAGAAAUAUGGUGGAAGUAUUUAAUGCCCAAUAUGUUUCAUUACAUGUCCGUAAAAGCAAUAGAGCAGCUUUGAAUUUAUAUAAAGACACUUUGAAAUUUGGGAUUCAUAAAAUUGAAGAUAAGUACUAUGCGGAUGGGGAAGACGCUUUUGCCAUGAGAAAAGAUUUACAACCAAGUAAUACUAUUAUUACGAAGAAUAAUAAUGCAUCAUCUAAAUCCUAG
Funneliformis geosporum is the source of this 1440-nucleotide messenger RNA. The record is from the annotation of a GenBank genome assembly. Lineage: Eukaryota; Fungi; Glomeromycota; Glomeromycetes; Glomerales; Glomeraceae.